AUGCCUCACAGACAAGAGCUUGAAUUUACUCCUAUCCCUGACGCUCCCCUUGGUGCCGUCGUUACUCUUCCCACUGGUAUCACCGAUCCCGCCGAUCUUAAUGACGAGGACUUCCAAAAGCUCAAGGAAGGUCUUUUGACCCACAGCGUCCUUGUCAUCCCCGGCCAAGAAAACCUUGCUCCGAGCUCUCAGUACCAGAUCACAAAGCGCAUGGACCCUUCCUGCGAAGGUGCUUACGGCCAUGCUAAGGAGUUCCGCCACGACCAGUCAGUUCUUCGUCGUGACGGUGUUUCCGUUCCCGACCAGCCUCAAGUCCAGGUUUUGGGCCAGGGCACUUUUAAAAACCACUGCGGCAUGGCAUCUAUUGACCUUCGUCAUCCUACUCACUUUGAUUUCCACCAAAAGCCUUUGAGUGAUGAAGAGGUUGCCAAUGGCUACACUCGCUUCUACAGAUGGCACAUUGACUCUGCUCUCUAUGGUCUUUCUCCCCCAGUUUGCACCACUCUUCUUGGUAUUCACGUUCCUGAGACCACAAAGACCAUGAAGAUCAAAUAUGAAGAUACCAACGAGGAAAUUGAAAUUGCUCAGGCUGGUACUGGUUUCUUUUCCGGUGCCAAUGCUUUUGAUGCUCUUUCUGACGAAGACAAGGAACUUGCCCUUGGUACCACUGUUGAGUACGCUCCUCACCCUUACAUUUUCAUUUCUCCUGCCCGUGCUACCAGUGAUGGUGUUACCAUGGUCUCGGAGGGCAAGGAAAUUCCUCUUGAUGAACUUCCCGAAUGGGAAGAGUCCAAGGUCAAGAAGCUUCCUAUGGUCUGGACUAACCCUGUCACUGGCAGACACCACCUUCAGAUCCAUGGCGCUUGCGUUUACAGAAUGCACCGCCCCGAUGGCACUGUUUUGGAGCUCGAAGAUGCUCGCAAGGAGGCUUACAGAUUGAUUCGCCCCGCUAUUUCCCCCAAGAACAUUUAUGUCCACCCUUGGAAGAAGGGUGAUCUUGCUCUCUUCCACAACCAGGGUGUUUUGCACAGUGUCACUGGUCAAUUCGCCGAAGGCGAGACCCGUCUCAUGCAUCAAUGCAACAUUGCAAGUGGCAUUGAUCCUGUUACCGUUAGAAACUAA
Molecule: messenger RNA, 1122 nt
Organism: Magnusiomyces paraingens
Lineage: Eukaryota; Fungi; Ascomycota; Dipodascomycetes; Dipodascales; Dipodascaceae
Exons: 1
Coding region: 1-1122 (373 amino acids)
Molecular function (GO): oxidoreductase activity
Source: RefSeq, a predicted model, not a curated record